Messenger RNA from Bombina bombina (fire-bellied toad), 1664 nucleotides. RefSeq names its product ankyrin repeat domain 49 (gene ANKRD49). The transcript has 3 exons. Gene Ontology annotation, molecular function: protein binding. NCBI's taxonomy places the organism in Eukaryota, Metazoa, Chordata, Amphibia, Anura, Bombinatoridae. The record is from RefSeq and is a predicted model, not a curated record. The coding region runs from base 93 to 869 and encodes 258 amino acids.
AGCGCAAACAGGAAAAGCGGCAGAAGCGCGGAGCAUACAGGGAGUUGUAGUUUGCCCGCCUCCUUGUAGGCAAAGAGACAACAACCUGAGAGAUGACAAGUUUACCUAUAAAGGAGAAUACAAUACUCCCUACGGUCCCAUCACAGCAGAACAAUAAUAAUGAGGAACCCAGUCCAGAAGCUGAAGGUGAAUUGCUGGGUAGACUUAAAGAGUUUCCUGAGGACUUCAACCAAUUAGAGUUGCUGGAGACACACCGCCAUUUAAUUCCCACAGGAACCCAGAGCCUUUGGACUCCAGAUUCUGAUGAAGAAGAGGAAGAGAAAACUGAGGAGUGGUAUCAAGAACAGGAAGUGACAUUAGAACAGAAUCCUAAAGAACUGUUGCUUUUUGCAGCAGAAAACAACAGGCUCACCACCUUGCAAAGAAUCCUCGCAAAGGAGCCAGGUCUUGUAAACACAACAGAUGAUGAUCACUAUACACCACUACAUCGAGCCUCAUAUAAUGGACACCUUAGCGUGGUACGUGAGCUUAUUGCCAGGGGUGCUAAUGUGCACGCUGUCACCGUGGACGGUUGGACCCCUCUGCACAGUGCAUGCAAAUGGAACAACACCUCCGUGGCUUCUUUCUUGCUGCAGCACGGAGCAGAUAUCAACGCACAGACUAAAGGUUUGCUGACCCCUCUGCACUUGGCUUCUGGAAACCGCGAUAGCCGACAAAUUCUAGAACUUUUGCUGAUGAACCGAUACGUCAAACCACAUCUGAAAAAUAAACUAGAGGAAACUCCCUAUGACAUUGCCAGGCGGACAGAUUUGUAUCACUACCUCUUUGAAAUUGCUGAUUAUUGGACAAAUCCAUUUUCAGAAACAUAACUCUCACAAUAAUGAAACCCUGCAGUUUUUCAAUGAGUAAAUGUAACAGUUCAGAUCACUAAAACAGAGCCGCAUGUUGCUUGAGUUUUUUUAGCUUACACUUACAUUAAUGGAAACAAACACCGGUAUUUAUCAAUAUUACUAUCAUUGUAAACUAACAUUAAAAAAAAUUAACAGGACUUUCCAGGUCUGCUUGAAAGGUAGAAGAACUUUAAGUUGUUUUUUUGUUUUACUUUUACUUUAAAAAAAAAAUUAAAAAAAAUUUGUGAAAACACUUUUUUAUGUUAUAGUGGAAAAAACAUUUUAAAAGUAAAAGUGGCUUUUUGUUAAGUUUUGAUCUUAAAGGGACACUGAACCCACUUUUUUUCUUUUGUGAUUCAGAUAGAGCAUUCGAUUUUAAGCAACUUUAUAAUUUACUCCUAUUAUCAAUUUUUCUUCGUCCUUUUGCUUUCUUUAUUUGAAAAAAGAAGGCAUCUAAGCUAUUUUUUGGUUCAGAACCAUGGAAAGUACUUGUUUAUUGGUGGGUGAAUUUAUCCACCAAUCAGCAAGAACAACCCAGGUUGUAAACCAAAAAUUGGGUUCAGUGUCCCUUUAACACUACAAUUUUAUUAUAAAUUGCACCAAAACUGUGAAUUUCAAUACAUUUGACUUAAAACACAGUUUAAGUGAACUAUACUUGUGUACCAGGUUCUGCAAAUAUAUAGCCAACCCAGCACCUGUACUGAUGUGUUUGGGUGUAUGUGGAAUUGUAUUCUUUUUAAUUACGUUUGAGCUUUGAUUAAAAAAUUAAUAAAA